AUGUCAAAUCAAAGACCAGUCUCCUGUGGCCUUGAUUUUUGUGCUGCACCAGAUUUGAGUAAUUGUCUCUUUACCGCAAAUUCAACAAAGUAUGAGUUUGUAUGUGUACCACUUGUUCACCCAUUAUUUAAAAGAGAAUUUAUUUGUGGAGAUGCAAAACAACGUUCUGGCCCAUUUACCAGACCAGAUAUAGUUUUAUGUAGCUCUGAUUGGAAUACUUUAAUUAUUGGUAAACUAUCACCAUACAUUAAAGUUGAUUCAGUAAAUCCUAUUAUAAGGAAAAACAGUAUAGAAACAUUACACCAAGAAUUAACUUUGGCAAGUCAUUUGGGUUUGGUAGGAAUCACUUUUAAGUUAUCAAAAGGAAUAGAAGAAAACAUAAAUCUUGCUAGAAUCAUCUGUGAUAAAGUUACAAGCACAUGCAGUUUACAGGCUUGGGUUCAAGUACCUAUGGAAAAUCCAGUUAAACAGGCUUAUUCUUACAGAGAAGAAGAAUGUGGUUCAGUUGAAAAUCCAUGGGAGUGGUGGAAUGCCUUCAGAAUAAUUUGUGACUAUAAUAGAAAAAUUGGUGUUGCAUUAAUUGUAAGCCAUGAUUUGCCUGAUCAAGAAGAGAUUGAUAGGUGGCUAGGAGAACCAGUUAAAUGUUUGAUCUUUCCAACAACAUUAUUUAUUACAAAUAAAAAAGGAUAUCCUGUGUUAAGUAAAGCACAUCAGGCCUUAGUAAAAAAAUUUUCAAUGUUAGAAGUACAAUUUGUACUUACAGGAGCAAAUCGGUAUCAAAGUAUUACUUAUUAUCAUAAUUAUUUGGAGUACUUAUGGAAGGGAUGUCAAAUGAAUGGACCAGUUGAAAGAUAUGCUAAAGGCUAUGAAGAUUAUUUGCAGUGUCCUUUGCAACCACUUAUGGAUAACCUUGAAUCUCAAACAUAUGAAAUAUUUGAAAAGGAUCCUGUUAAAUAUACACAGUAUCAAACUGCAAUUUAUCAAGCAAUUAUUGUAACAGCAGCCAGGACAGGGGACAGAAAUAGAACAAUAGUAAUUAUGGUUGUUGGAGCUGGAAGAGGGCCUUUAGUUCAUGCAUGCUUAAAUGCAGGAGAAAUGGCAGAUCAUCCAAUUAGAGUAUAUGCUGUAGAAAAAAAUCCCAAUGCAGUAUUAACUUUACAAGCACUCAAAGCAGAUAUCUGGGAAGACAAAGUAACAGUUGUGUCUUGUGAUAUGAGACAGUGGGUUGCUCCUGAAAAAGCUGAUAUUUUGGUAUCUGAAUUACUUGGUUCUUUUGGUGACAAUGAACUUUCUCCAGAAUGUUUAGAUGGGGUACAAGAAUUUCUAACAGAUGAUGGUAUCAAUAUACCAUGUUCGUAUACGUCAUAUAUUGCUCCUGUACAGUCAUCUAAAUUGUACAAUGAAGUACGACAUUGUAAGGAUAAAGACAAACAUCCUUUAGCUCAUUUUGAAACAACAUAUGUAGUCCAUCUUCAGAAUAAGUAUGACAUAGCAAAACCACAACCUUUAUUUACAUUUAAACAUCCGAGUAGAGUAUGUACCGUUGAUAAUUCAAGAUAUGCAGCGAAAGUUUUCGAAGUACAACAAAAUUGUGUACUGCAUGGUUUUUCUGGAUAUUUUGAUACAAUUUUAUACAAUAAUGUUACAUUGAGCACAGAACCGAGUACUCAUAGUCCCGGAAUGUUUAGCUGGUUUCCUAUUUUCUUCCCAAUUAAGGAACCAGUGCAGUUAAAAGCUGGGGACCAAUUAAUUGUUCACUUUUGGCGCCAAUGUAGUCCUAAAAAUGUCUGGUAUGAAUGGUGUAUUAGUAACCCUUUUCCAGGACCUAUUCAUAACCCUGGUGGUCGUUCUUAUACUAUAGGUUUAUGAUUUAAUUCCAAUUUCUGUGAUUCGUCUCUUUCUAAAGGAAUUUAAUUUUAUAACAAUAUUUUUGUAAUAUGACAGUAACGAAAAUUUUUUUAAACUUGGUUUCUUAAAACACUCAGCA
This is a messenger RNA of Habropoda laboriosa, 1987 nucleotides long. It is a transcript of the gene csul, whose product is annotated as protein arginine N-methyltransferase 5. The transcript has 11 exons. Gene Ontology annotation, cellular component: cytosol; nucleus. NCBI's taxonomy places the organism in Eukaryota, Metazoa, Arthropoda, Insecta, Hymenoptera, Apidae. The record is from RefSeq and is a predicted model, not a curated record. Bases 1 to 1869 code for a protein of 622 amino acids. Gene Ontology annotation, biological process: regulation of DNA-templated transcription; peptidyl-arginine N-methylation.